AUGAAGCUCUCGUCCUCUUGGGCAAUUGCCUAUCUGGCAGCCCAGGCCGCUGGUGCUGCCAUUAGCCAUUCAUUGAAUGGCUUUACGAUCACCGAGCAUCCUGAUCCAGUUAAGCGGGAUUUGCUCCAAAAACAUGUCACUUGGGAUGACAAGUCCCUUUUUGUCAAUGGCGAGAGAAUCAUGCUCUUCAGUGGUGAAAUUCACCCAUUCCGUCUGCCCGUUCCCUCUUUAUGGAUCGAUGUGCUCCAAAAAGUCAAGGCUCUGGGAUUCAACUGUGUAUCUUUCUAUGUCGAUUGGGCUCUGCUGGAAGGUAACCCAGGUCACUAUACUGCCGAGGGAGCGUUUGCUCUAGAGCCAUUUUUCGACGCUGCCAAAGAGGCUGGCAUCUAUCUUCUGGCCCGUCCUGGUCCCUAUAUUAAUGCUGAAGUAUCGGGUGGUGGUUUUCCGGGAUGGCUUCAGCGCGUGAAUGGAACUCUGCGAAGUGGUGACGAGGCUUACCUGAAGGCAACGGAAAACUACAUGUCUCAUGUCUCCGCAACGAUAGCCAAGGGUCAAAUCACCAACGGAGGACCUAUCAUUCUUGUCCAGACCGAGAACGAGUACAGUGGCGCGUGCUGUGGAUACGAAGACAAAUUCCCAGACGGGGCUUAUAUGAAAUAUGUGCAAGACCAGGCUCGCGAUGCUGGAGUUGUUGUGCCUAUCAUUAACAACGAUGCCUGGAACGGCGGCCAUAAUGCCCCUGGAACUGGCGAGGGAGCAGCGGAUAUCUACGGUCAUGACAACUACCCUCUCGGCUUUGACUGUACAAAUCCAUCGAUUUGGCCAGCGGAUCUGUCCACUGAUUUCUAUAAGAUACACAUGGAACAGAGUCCUUCCACUCCAUACGCUCUAGUUGAGUUCCAAAGCGGUGCUUUUGAUCCCUGGGGAGGUGCUGGAUUCGCCAAGUGUGCUGCCCUCUUAAACCAUGAGUUUGAGAGAGUGAUAUAUAAGAACAAUCUCAGCUUCAAAGUUUCAAUCCUCAACCUGUACAUGAUCUUCGGUGGUACCAAUUGGGGUAACAUAGGCCACCCCGGUGGCUACUCAUCCUAUGAUUAUGGUUCCCCGAUUACUGAAUCCCGCAACAUCACCCGCGAGAAGUAUAGCGAGCUGAAGCUGAUUGGCAACUUUGCCAAAGUGUCACCGGACUACCUUCUAUUAACACCGGGAGAGUUAACUACUACCAACUGGGCGUCCGUCGACUAUAAGCUCAAGGUUCCUACUAGCGCGGGUCAAGUGACUAUCCCCCAGCUUGGUGGAAGCCUUACUCUCAGCGGUCGUGACUCCAAGGUUCAUGUUGUCGACUAUGAUGUGGCGGGCACCAACAUUCUCUACUCCUCUGCUGAGGUAUUUACCUGGACGACGUCUGGUAAAUCCAAGAUCCUUGUACUAUAUGGCGGCCCUGGCGAGCACCACGAGUUGGCUGUCUCUUCCAAGUCAAAGGCCGAGGUUGUUGAAGGGUCAUCGUCGAGCAUUACCAGUAAGCAGGUGGGCAAGGCUGUUGUUAUCGGCUGGGAUGUCUCCAGCACUCGCCGUAUCGUGCAAGUGGGUGAUUUGAAGAUUGUUCUUCUGGAUCGGAACUCUGCCUAUAGCUACUGGGUCCCUCAGCUCCCAACCAAGGGCGAGAGCCCUGGCUAUAGCACCCAAAAGGCAGCCGCCUCAUCUCUCAUCGUGAAGGCCGGUUACCUCGUGCGAACUGCUUAUGUGAAGGGCAGCGAUCUACAUAUCACUGCGGAUUUCAACGCUACCACCCCGAUUGAGGUGAUUGGCGCCCCGCCCAAGGCUAAGAACCUGAUCAUCAACGGCAAGAAGACACAUGUCAAGGUCGACAAGAACGGAAUCUGGUCCAGCAACGUCGCCUACACAGCACCGAAGAUCAAGCUCCCGAAUCUGAAGAGUCUGAAGUGGAAGUCUAUUGACAGUCUCCCCGAGAUCCAAGCUUCAUACGAUGAUUCCAAAUGGGUUUCUGCAAAGCCCUCCACCAAAAACACUGUCCAUCCACUCAAUACCCCAACUUCGCUGUACGGCUCUGACUACGGCUUCAACGCCGGAACACUUCUCUUCCGGGGCCACUUUGUUGCAACCGGCAAGGAGAAAACUUUCUUCCUGCAAACCCAAGGUGGCAGCGCAUUCGGCAGCUCCGUAUGGCUGAACGAGGACCACAUAGGCUCAUGGAACGGAAUUGACGCUGACGGCAACCACAACGGAACUUACACGCUACCCACCCUGAAGAAGGAUAAGUCGUACGUGUUCACCGUAGUUGUGGACAACAUGGGUCUAGACGGAAACUGGGUCAUCGGCGAAGACACAUUGAAGGGCCCCCGCGGAAUUCUGAAUUACAAGCUGUCCGGUCGCUCCACAAGCGACAUUACCUGGAAGCUGACCGGCAAUCUGGGCGGCGAGGAUUAUCUGGACCAAGUACGCGGUCCCCUUAAUGAGGGCGGUCUCUACGCUGAGCGUCAGGGCUUCCACCAGCCCCAGCCGCCGACUCAGAACUGGAGAUCCGGCAGUCCCUUCGACGGUCUGUCGAAGCCUGGAAUCAAAUUCUACAGCACAAGCUUCGAUCUGGAUGUGGAGAAAGGAUGGGAUGUUCCGAUGUACUUCAGCUUCGGGAACUCCACCUCAUCCCCGGCUUACCGUGCCCAGUUCUAUGUGAACGGGUAUCAGUACGGCAAGUUCGUGAGUAACAUUGGUCCCCAGACGAGUUACCCUGUCCCUGAGGGUAUUCUUAACUACCGGGGUACCAACUACUUGGCGUUGAGCGUGUGGGCACUUGAGGAUGGUGUUAAAUUGGAGAGUUUCGACUUGAUUCACACUACUCCUGUGCUGACGGCGCUGGACGAGGUUAAGUCUGUGGGCCAGCCCAAGUAUAAAAAACGUAAGGGGGCUUACUAG
Molecule: messenger RNA, 2931 nt
Organism: Penicillium coprophilum
Lineage: Eukaryota; Fungi; Ascomycota; Eurotiomycetes; Eurotiales; Aspergillaceae
Product: glycoside hydrolase family 35 protein
Exons: 8
Coding region: 1-2931 (976 amino acids)
Biological process (GO): carbohydrate metabolic process
Cellular component (GO): vacuole
Molecular function (GO): beta-galactosidase activity
Source: RefSeq, a predicted model, not a curated record